UUAAACUGAAUCAAAUGCUGAAUGUUUUUAUGUUUACAGGCUCAAGUACAAAAGACCAGAGGCCAAAAUUGCAGCAGCGAAGGCGUCAUCAGUGUGGACUCCGAGCCAUCCGCCUACAUCAGAUCCAGACAUUCGCCCUACACCAUCAAUAACACCAGCCCUACAAGACAUUUCUGUAAGAAAAAACGCAUUCAGAGACCAUCAAGAAGAUCAUUUCUGACUCCACAAAUGCACACAAGCUAAUCAAACGUGGCUCAUUUAAUGCUCGUCUGGCACUUUCAGUCAGAAUUGGGAAACUUGUCACUUUAGCGUAAGUUGGCGCCCAACGCGGGGUCAACACCUGCAAGCCGUGGUCCCAUCUGCAACCAAUUAUCCCAAUCCCUACGGCGAGAGACGCUGCUUUUUUUAUGCUCCUGCGGCAGCUCGUUCUGUCAUGUCCCAUCGCCUCUCCAAUGUGACAGGUCUGAAAUAAACCGUCCUGUCGUUCUGACCCUGGCUUGCUCCACUUGUGUCACUUUGAGUGUCCGUCACGCGGUCACAAGUCUUGACUUUGGCCUGUUUUUUUGUGCACCAAUCUGGCCAUUCAGCCCACCGUACGGAGCGCUUGUAAAUUCUGCAUCGGGCGUCCCUGGAGGAUGAGCGAUGUGUCCACGCUGGACUAUGAGCUGCUGUCCGCGGGGCCGUCUUUCGCCGGAGCCCCUAGCAGCCCUCCUCUUGGCGGGGACACGGAGCAAAGGACGGCUUUCGCAUUCGUGGGUCUCCUGAUGCUGUUUUUGAUUUUCUUGUUGGUGCGCUGCUUCAGGAUCCUGCUGGACCCUUAUAGCCGCAUGCCUGCGUCCUCCUGGACCGAUCAUAAGGAGGGCUUCGAGCGGGGCCAGUUUGAUUACGCUUUGGUUUAGAGGAUAUCCAGGCACAGAAGGACACCGCAGCCUUAACCCGAGC
Messenger RNA from Danio aesculapii, 942 nucleotides. RefSeq names its product cortexin-1-like. Lineage: Eukaryota; Metazoa; Chordata; Actinopteri; Cypriniformes; Danionidae. The record is from RefSeq and is a predicted model, not a curated record. The transcript has a single exon. The coding region runs from base 636 to 899 and encodes 87 amino acids.